AUGAAAAUUUUUUUUGCUUUGUUUGGGAAGACUGGGGUUGUAAAAUUGAUAAAUUAAAUACAUGGUUUAAAUAUAAUUUUAACAAAAGUAUAGGAUGUAAUCAGUAAAUUAUCAAACCAGUAGUUUUUAUACUCACAAAACGCGUCGUUACGUCAGAGACGAAGAAGAAGUGAAGAGUCCGAAUCUUUCGUCAAAGUAGAUCCGAAUCCUAGUUUGAUCUUGAUCUUCCCGGCGAGCUAACCAAAAUUCCGUGAAUGGCGUCAAGGAGAAGUGUACGGUAUGCACAGCUUCCAGGAGAUGAAGAUGAUGAAGGUUAUGGAAAUGGUGUUGGUGGAAGGAGAGAUUUCGAUCCUCGUUUCGAUUAUACACCAAAAGCAUUUGAUAGAGUACCAUGGAAAUCAAUAGCAUUAGCUGUGUUUCUUCUGCUCCUUGGUUGUUUGCUUCUUCUUUUGUCGUUUUUUAUCUUUAUUGGUCACAUGGAAGGAGAUAGCUCUCAAGGUUAUGCUCUUCUUGUUCUUGGGAUCCUUACUUUUCUCCCUGGUUUCUACGAGACCCGGAUUGCUUACUACUCAUGGAGAGGAGCUGAAGGGUACCGUUUCGCUGCAAUUCCCUCUUACUGAACUCAAGUAACUCGAGAAGUAAAGAAUAUUGUGCAUAGAAAAGUUUUAGUGGUCGUAAUCCAAAAAGUACUACUAUACUUGAGCUGUUUCAUGAAUCUACUGUGUAGAAUCUCCUCUAGUUGAGUUCUGACAGAUAAAAGCUUGGAUUAUAGAGAUACUACACAUAGAUUUUGUUAUAUUUUGUUGAUCCAUUUUGUGAAUCUUGUUUAACUUCGUUUGUUAUCAAAAUAUGUAUGUCUUUUAGGACUGGGUUUUUCAAAAAAAAAGUUAAGUUCAUAACAAAA
Molecule: messenger RNA, 904 nt
Organism: Arabidopsis lyrata subsp. lyrata
Lineage: Eukaryota; Viridiplantae; Streptophyta; Magnoliopsida; Brassicales; Brassicaceae
Product: transmembrane protein 230
Exons: 3
Coding region: 255-620 (121 amino acids)
Cellular component (GO): endomembrane system
Source: RefSeq, a predicted model, not a curated record